Asparagus officinalis (garden asparagus) is the source of this 606-nucleotide messenger RNA. RefSeq lists its product as uncharacterized. Bases 130 to 606 code for a protein of 158 amino acids. Lineage: Eukaryota; Viridiplantae; Streptophyta; Magnoliopsida; Asparagales; Asparagaceae. The transcript has 5 exons. The record is from RefSeq and is a predicted model, not a curated record.
CCGCCCCCCCUCGACGCCCUAGCCCUCCGACUUUCUCCACCAGCCGGGAAACUUAGCUAUUUUGAACAGUUAAUUGAUCAUUAUUGUCUUGAGGACAACCCAGAGUCUUGGGAUUAUGUUAUCCCUAAAAUGGCCAAGCUUAUUCGGGGUUGGAAGAGUGCUCUAAAAAAUAGAUAUUUUACAAAAAUAUCUACUGAUUGGAAGAGGAUCUAUGAGCUUGAUAAGAGAGUUUAUCCAUUUAAUUGGAUGACUCUCAUUAUCGAGUGGGAGGGUGAGAAGAAGAAAAUAUGUGAGACAGCAUCGGUGAAUCGCAAAAUGAAGAUAUACGAUCACUUCUUAGGAUCUACUCCUUAUGCUCGGAUCGAGCAUAAGUAUUUGAGUGAAAACCCGGACGCUUUGACUAUGCCCCCGGCUCUUCUUGCUAGAAGAGCUUAUACACCGCCCCAGGGCUAUGAAAAUAUAGAGGGAAAUGACAAAAAAGUGGAGAAAAUUAAUGAAUUGGCGGCGGUGGAAGCUUCUCAAAACGAGGUCUUGACCCGUGUCAGUCAGUCUCAGGGUACAGAGGACACUCCUGUAGAGCCUAACCGCAUGACCAGAGACGAGUAG